UUCGCUGAUAAACCGGAAAUCGUGCCGAAAUUCUGUCGCUGUAAAUGUUUUAUUUUGGUGAGAAAGUAAAAAGAGGGUUUUAUUAACAUUUUUCCAAUGAGGAUAAAUCUGAGGCGAUGUCGGGCAGUAAUGUAAUCGGACCCGCGCUGCCACCGGGACUGAGAGAGAACAGGAGUGAUGAAUCAGAUGAAGAGGACAGAAUCAUAGGUCCAGCGCUGCCUCCUCUGUAUAAACCCGUCGAAUCCACCAGUUCAUCAGAAGACAGCGAUCAGGAGGUCGUGUUCAAGAGAGCCAAAUACUCGGGAUCUGGAGACGGUCCGUCACCAAACAGAUCUCGCAGAGAGGAACAAGCAGCUAGAAAACCAAGCGUGGAAGAUGAUGAUGGCUUCUUUGGUCCAGCUCUGCCUCCUGGAUAUAAAAAGAAAGAGAGCUCACCUGAACGGCCACCGGUGCUAGGACCUGCGCUGCCUCCGGGCUUUGAAAGACAGGAUCAUGACGAGGAUGCAGAGGAGGAUGAUGGGGCCAUAGGGCCAGCACUACCACCAGGCUACACAGCAGACUCUUCUAGCAGUGAAGGAGAGGAUGAUGCAGUCGUUGGACCCAUGCCAGCAAAAGAUGCAGCUGAGAGCUCUGUGGCGUUAGACUUUGAGAGAAGGGCGAAGAGGAUGAAGGACAAACUCAUGGGGCUGGAUAAUGAACCUGAAGAGCUGAAGAGGGAGAGCUGGAUGACCGAGCUGCCGCCCGAGCUGCAACACAUUGGGCUGGGCGCACGCACCUUCAAGAAGAGAUCCGGCCCUGAGGAUAAAGACCGGUCUAUCUGGACAGACACGCCUGCAGACCGCGAGCGCAAAGCCAGGGAACGACAAGAAGCAAAAGAGAAGGGUCUGCCAGCCAAAGAAGAAGGCCCUCGUCUCUCUCAGAAAGACCUAGACAUGGCUGAAAAAGUGUCCAAGUACAAUGAGUCUAAGAGAGGUGAAUCUCUCCUGAGCAUGCAUACUAAGAAAAUGAAGAGGAAGGCUGAGGAGGACUCCAAACAGCCAGUGGAGAGGAGGCCCUUUGACAGAGACGCUGACCUGCAGGUCAACCGCUUCGACGAGGCUCAGAAGAAAGCUUUGCUGAAGAAGUCUCAGGAGCUGAACACUCGCUUUUCACACAGUAAGGACCGGAUGUUCCUCUGAGGAGGAACCGUCAUAGAGAUGUUGACAAGGAGUGUUUAAAGGGUCAACCAAACCAGUGCGAACUAUUGUGUCUGUCAUUGAUUGGUCCUUAAUUAGCACUGUUUAUUUGAACUACCCAUUUAAAGAUUAGCCAGUUAGUGCUAAUUACUGUGGGUACUGAGGAUGGAAAGGUAACAUCAGCUUUCAUUUAUUAUGAGCACUGUUUGGUAAGCUAGCCCUCUGAAAACAGAGCUGUGCUUAAGGGUAAGCUAAAUAGUACUAGCUAAUGUUGCUAUAGCUUGCUGAAAGCCAGCAACAUUCUUUCAUUAGUCAAAUAGUGCUUUCUUUAGCUUUCAUUGGCCAAACAGUGCUAAUGUAAAAUGAUGUAAAUAUCAUGUAUCAUCUCAGCAGUUUUAGAUUCAUGAUUUAAUGCUCAUGUCUAAUAUUCAUGCUCGAAUAUUGAGACGUGCAAAGAAAUGAACAAUAUGAAAGAAAAUAUUCAUACUGCAAGUUGUUGGUGGUGAUGCUAUAAAAUUGUACAGGAAUAUUUUCUGUGUUGUUUUGGUGUUUUGAGAAUAUGAAGUUGAUUUGUAACCCUUUUUUAAGUGAUUUAAAAUGUGAUUCCAAACAUUCUUUUGUGUUUAUCUUAUGUUGUAGUUUUUCAUACCCUGUUUGUCACCGUCUGACUUGGAAUAAAGAAACAUUUCAACAUAU
Molecule: messenger RNA, 1871 nt
Organism: Colossoma macropomum (tambaqui)
Lineage: Eukaryota; Metazoa; Chordata; Actinopteri; Characiformes; Serrasalmidae
Gene: gpalpp1
Product: GPALPP motifs containing 1
Exons: 7
Coding region: 117-1178 (353 amino acids)
Source: RefSeq, a predicted model, not a curated record